GACAAACCAGUUCAGGAUGGAGACAACCCAGAAGAUGCUGUUCAGAUACAGCCACAGAGGGUGAGAGUCAGCAUCAGGCCAAAUCAGCCAGUUCGAAUUCCACUGAUAUUUAGGCAAGCUGAAAAUUACCCUGUAGAUUUGUAUUAUUUGAUGGACUUAUCAAAUUCCAUGGAAGAUGACAAAGACAAUCUGGCUGAACUGGGAAAUCUUAUAGCUGAGAGAAUGUCAGCUAUUACCAAAAACUUCCGACUGGGUUUUGGGUCAUUUGUGGAUAAAGUGGUGUCACCUUAUGUCAGCACUGUCCCAAGAAAGUGGGAAGUUCCAUGUCAGAUGAUUACAGGUCAGGAUUGUGAGAAACCUUACGGCUUCAAAAAUCAACUACGUCUGGAUCUUGAGACAGAUAAAUUUGCCAAAAAAGUCAGAGAAGCUCGUGUCUCUGGAAACUUGGAUGCUCCUGAAGGCGGAUUUGAUGCCAUCAUGCAGGCAGUUGUGUGUGAGGAUGAGAUUGGUUGGAGGCAGAUCUCUCGUCGCAUGUUGGUGUUUUCCACAGAUGCUGGAUUUCACUACGCUGGUGAUGGAAAGCAUUUUCAAAUAUUUUCAACAUACAAUAAAAGAUGCCAUUUGUAUUUUUUUUUUUUUUUUUUUGGAGGCAUUGUGACACCUAACGAUGGUCACUGUCACAUGCGAAAUGAUUUGUACACAGAGAGUUCUAACCUUGAUUACCCUUCAGUUAGUCAAAUUGCCAGCAAGAUCAAGGAGAAAGCUGUCAGUGUCAUAUUUGCUGUCACCAAGGACCAGUUCCCAGUGUACGAGAAGCUAAGUCGCAUCAUUGAAAGUUCUACCACAGGAGAACUUGCCAACGACUCAUCCAACAUUGUGAAACUCAUCCAGGAUAAUUAUGAGAAAAUUACCUCGAAGGUCACUUUAAGAGCAUACAAUGUUUCUGACAAUGUUACAGUAGAGUUCUACUCUCGUUGUUUUGGCACGGAAGAGGGGAAAACCAAUGAAUGUGGAAAUCUGAAAAUCGGACAGACUGUUACCUUUAAUGUGGAAGUGACAGUUUCUGCUUGUCCAGCUGAUAGAAGGCAAUGGCGCAAAGAGCUGUCAAUCAGACCUGUUGGCUUCCAGGAGAAGUUAACCUUAGACCUUGAUAUCAUCUGUGAAUGUGAAUGUGAGAAACCAGAAAAUGAGGAAAUCAACAGCGAGCGAUGUUUCAAUGGUAAUGGCACAUAUGAAUGUGGGAAGUGUACAUGUAAUCCUGGAAGAUAUGGGAAAGUCUGUGAAUGUAAAGCAGAUGAUAUUACCAGUAAAGAAUCACUUAAACAGUGUAUUGCGCCUAAUGCAACACUGCCUUGUUCUGGACGAGGCACUUGUUUAUGUGGGGAGUGCAUUUGUAAUUCACGUGCUAGAGAUUCGGCACAGACAUUUAGUGGACCCUUCUGUGAAUGUGAUGACUAUUCCUGUGGUCAUUACGAGGAGCAGCUUUGUGGAGGUCCAGAGAGAGGCAAAUGCUCCUGUGGUAGAUGUGCUUGUAAUGAAGGCUACAAUGGCUCAACCUGUGAAUGUGAACAAAGCACUGAUAACUGUAGGACUGGCGAUGUUCUUUGCAAUGGUCAUGGCAGAUGUGAGUGUGGUAAAUGCGUCUGUGAUAGUCAGUACACCGGUCCAAAAUGUGAGCAGUGCCCAGCAUGCCCAGACAAGUGUGCUGAAUAUGUUCCAUAUGUGCAGUGCAGAAUCUUUGAGUCUGGUAAACUGACCCCAGAAGAAUGUAGAAACUGGCCAAACAUUACUAGACAUGACAAAGUCAAAGAGGGUCCAGGGAUCCAGCUGUGUCAGUUCAAGGAUGAUGAUGAGUGCUGGGCCUACUUUACCUAUGAAUAUGACAAAAGUGGACGGGAAACAAUCAUUAAAGUUCAGAAUACUAAAGUAUGUCCUGAGUCUGUGAAUGUCCUUGCCAUUGUGGGUGGUGUUGUUGGUGGAAUUGUGGCCGUGGGACUGUUUCUUUUGCUUAUCUGGAAGUUGCUUACCUUCAUCCAUGACACUCGGGAAUUUGCUAAAUUUGAGAAGGAAAGACAGAAUGCCAAAUGGGACACUGGAGAGAACCCAAUUUACAAGCAGGCUACAUCAACAUUCAAAAAUCCAACCUAUGGAGGUCGUUGA
Candidula unifasciata is the source of this 2160-nucleotide messenger RNA. The record is from the annotation of a GenBank genome assembly. Lineage: Eukaryota; Metazoa; Mollusca; Gastropoda; Stylommatophora; Geomitridae.